Messenger RNA from Anneissia japonica, 1842 nucleotides. Its product is annotated as arrestin domain-containing protein 3-like. The record is from RefSeq and is a predicted model, not a curated record. The coding region runs from base 403 to 1575 and encodes 390 amino acids. Gene Ontology annotation, cellular component: cytoplasm. The transcript is spliced from 7 exons. Gene Ontology annotation, biological process: protein transport. NCBI's taxonomy places the organism in Eukaryota, Metazoa, Echinodermata, Crinoidea, Comatulida, Comatulidae.
UUGAAUUUUCUAAGGGCGCCUUUAAGCGCUCGUGUAUUUAGCGCCAGUCAGUUCACUUUCUAAAAAUGUAUUUUGCGAUACACACCACACGAUAACGUUCCACAAUUAAACCAGCGUACAACGUAGCUGCAUACGUUAACUGCAUUCAACCGUUCAUAGUGAUAUGAUCGCUUCUUACACAGUGGCCACAUUAGGGAGUCGCAUCGUCUAUUGCCUCAUUUUACCGAGUCAGUUCGCAGAGUAGACAACAUCGCUCAUAUGUAUAGAAAUGAUUCUCUUUUAACUUUUGUGAAAUUCUUCGCUUUCGUAGCAACGAUAGAACAUCAUCUGCUUUAUUGAGAUCUUGUAUCAUUGACCAUUGAUAUUGGAUUUUCAAAAGCUGUACUAACAGCUGAAAUAAACAUGGGCAAGAUUAAGAACUUCUGUAUAUGUUUUGACGAUGAAAAGGAAGUGUAUUACGCAGGAGAUGUCGUGUCAGGCCAUGUGAUGCUAGAGCUUUCUGAACCUAAAUCUCUAAUAGCUAUCCGAAUGAUAUUCACUGGACGAUCAUCCGUGUCAUGGAAGGAGAUAGAACCAAGAGGGAAAUCAAAAGAGCUCAUCUAUUACGCGUCCGGUGAGGAGUACUUCAACGAAGGUUUGACCAUAUUUGGAAGCGAUGUAUCGGAUAUUGAUGGCGAGGGCAAGGAAGAAGUGUUAUCACUCUCUGAGGGAUGUCACAUAUUCACAUUCAAGUUUACACUCCCGAGUAAACCACUAGCCUGUUCUUUCGAAGGCGAUCUUGGUAAUGUUAGGUACACAGUUCGCGCGAUUAUUUCACGCCCUUGGAAGUUUGAUCACGUAACAAAACGCGCUUUUACUGUUACAGGACCGCCAUUUUUUCUGAGUCGAGUUCCAAAAGCAUUAACUCCUUUAACAGUUGAAGAUGAGAAGACUGUUUGUUGUUUAUGUUGUGCGACUGGACCAAUCUCUAUUAGCGCCGCCACCGACAAACGGGCAUAUCUUCCGGGAGAGUUUAUCUACGUGUCAGCCUCAUUGGAAAACAUGAGCAGCAGAAGUAUUAUUAGUCUUGAAGCGGAGCUUAUUCAGUCAGUUAACUACUUAGCCCUCAGACAAGGGGUUGGAACGCCACACAAGAGAACUACGUCACAUGUCGUCUCCAGCAUCAAGGAUAAUGGUUGCGAUGCGCACUGUUCCGCCACGUGGAAUCGGGCCAAACUGCCGAUACCGCCACUUCCACCUUGCUCACUUGAAGGUGCAACGUUUAUAGAUAUUAGAUAUUUCAUAAAGUUUACGGUAGACGUGAACAACACGCCGUUUGAUAUCGACUUGGUGCUGGAGCUCUACAUCGGCAAUGUUCCCAUCGAUGAACCACAACGGCCAGGACCUUCCACAUCAUACCAGGUACAUAAUGCAUCAAUGUUUCGAACAGCCGAGCAGGAAAGCAAAGAGAUCCGUGACGAAGAGGACAACGAAUUUACCUUCGGCCAUCUUCAGUUCACACCUAAGUACCUAUACUUCGGUAAAGUCCGGCAGCAGACGGACUUCACCGACAUACAACUAUUAGAUACGAAAUGAUUGCAGAUUGUGUUUUAGGGCAAUAUAAUUGCGUUCACCGAUGUGGGUAUCCUAGAAUUUAUAAAAAAUUAUAUCAUAACUGGAAAAAAAACUGAAAAAAUUGAUAUAUUAUGAUUUUACUGCAAUUUAUGCCCAAAAAAAUAAAAUCGAGUAUGAAGGAAGAGAAUUUGAAGUUUAAUAUAUCAUCGAAUGUUGCUUCUUAGCUCAACAGCCGUGAUCAAGAUCAUGAAAACAGUGUGCCCUACUUAUACUGUACAACCUAUGGGA